AAACCUCUAGACUUAAUAAUAGUAAUAAUUAGGCAUAGUGUUUGUUUACGUACGCUUGUGUUUUGAAAGUUCCUUCAUGUUUAAAGAUGGAGAUCAAAGUGGAAGAAUCCUCCCCAACGAAGGCGACCAAUUCGACUACAAUAAAGACGGAAGAAAUCACGAUAACUGAUAUUUAUACUCAGUGUGAUGGAGUGAAGAACGAAGUUUUGGAUUUCAAUAGUGACUUUGGUCCGGCACCGGUAACAACCGUACCAUUGUUAGAAGGUGCAAAGGUGAAACGAGAACCAGCAACAGCAGACAGCGCCGAAAAGGUCCAUGAAAUAGAAACGCCGGCACUGACGGUGACAAAAACAGCUGAUGGCGAAAAUGCAGCCUCCAGUAGCAGCGGUGCCGACGUUUCGCAACCGAAAACGAACCGCCCGCGGAAGUACUUUUGUGAUCUUUGUGACCGAGGCUUCUUCACAAAAGCAAACAUCAGAGUACACAUGACGACGCACACCGGCGAGCGACGGUUCAAAUGUGAUAUAUGUAACCGAACUUUUAACGCAAACUAUUUUCUCAAGGAACACAUGGCAAUAAGACAUCCAACGGAAAAGCCCUGCUUAAAAUGCGACCACUGCAGCAAAGAGUUUCACACGCAGGCACAAAUGACCAGGCAUCUGGUGUCGCACCGGACGGAUCGUCCACACAAGUGCCACAUGUGCGAAAAGGGUUUCAAAGAUAAGAAUGCGCUUAAGCGCCAUAUCGAACAUCACGGCGACGGUCGACUGUUCGAGUGCGACAUUUGCGGUUCGUCAUACAAAACAACCGCUAAGCUGCUGGUGCACAAAGAAAGUCACAACCAAUCCGGCGUUCCGCCGACUGAGUCGGCAGCUGCCGAAGAGGACAGCGCGGUAAGUUACGACUGUGACAUUUGCGGCAAACAGUACCGGCUGAAAGCCGUUUUUAGCAGGCAUUACCUGCAGCACAAGGAAACCACCGUGUACAAGUGUGAUGUGUGCGAGAAAACCUUCACUACGCGGUACGGUUUAGAGCGGCACCGAGAAAGGCACGAAACAGGAGCGCGGCUGAGGCAGUGCGAAAUUUGCGGCAAGACUUAUGCCAGUAACUCGUCCAUGGCGGCUCACAUUGCCUUCCACAAAGGAGAAUUUACCUGCGAUAUCUGCAACAAUCGGUUUACCACGCGAAAAAAUUUGGAAACGCAUCUGAAAAUUCAUACCGGAGAGCAACCGUUCAAGUGUGAUUUGUGCGGUAAAAAGUAUAACACGGAAAAGCGACUCCAGGAUCAUAUCACUGUGAAUCAUACUUCGGAAAAGAAUUUCAAGUGUGACGUUUGUGGGAAAGCUUUUCACCUGAAGUCGCAAAUAGCGCUUCACCUUACGACACAUAUGGUGGAUUCUCCACACGAGUGUCUCACAUGUGGAAAGACGUUUGGAAUGAAAUAUAUGCUUACACAGCAUAUGCAAAUUCACCGCGAAGAGCACAAGGCUGAAUGCGACAUCUGCGGGCGGAUGCUCAGCUCGAAAAGUUCCCUCAAAAGACACCGGAUAAAGCAUUCCGAGCAGAAGAACCUCAAAUGUGAAGUGUGCGGCAAAGCUUUUCACAUCAUGGAACAACUGAACAAACACCUGAAGCUGCACAGUUCGGAGCGUCCGCACAAGUGCCCAUGCUGCGGGAAAGGCUUUAUCUAUCGGGAUACGCUCGCACUGCACAUGGUCACGCACACCAACGAGCGAAAGUACAGCUGUGACAUCUGUGGUGUGUCGUACAAAUUUUCCAGCACCCUGCUGGCUCACAAACGGAUUCACACAUCCGAUGGGCCGAAAGUGUACGGUUGCGGGAUCUGUGGGACGUCCUACACGUGGUCCCGAAGUCUGAUAGACCAUCAGAAAAAAAUGCAUGCUAACGUUGUCGUACCGUCGUCGAAUGGUUUGAAAAUUAAACAAUCGCAGGACUAA
Messenger RNA from Sabethes cyaneus, 1958 nucleotides. RefSeq names its product zinc finger protein 883-like. The record is from RefSeq and is a predicted model, not a curated record. NCBI's taxonomy places the organism in Eukaryota, Metazoa, Arthropoda, Insecta, Diptera, Culicidae. Gene Ontology annotation, molecular function: chromatin insulator sequence binding. Gene Ontology annotation, biological process: regulation of transcription by RNA polymerase II. Gene Ontology annotation, cellular component: chromosome. Bases 87 to 1958 code for a protein of 623 amino acids. The transcript is spliced from 2 exons.